UGCCGUGUAUAUAAGGCCAAGGGAUGAUUCUUACACUGCAGUGUCCUCCGCAUCAGAGAGAAUGGAGGGCCUCCUCGUCUGCCUGCUGGCCCUGGCGCCCUACCACUCCGCCGCCGGCCGCCUCAGCAGCGGAGGGAUCUCCAGCAGCUACCUGCCUCCCUCCAGGGGUUUCUCUGGGUCGAGCGUUGGAUCCUUCGGCGGCAGGCCAUCUGGGGGAUCCAUCGGCAUUGGGUUCAGUUCCUUCGGAUCAGGCGGUGGCGCCUUCGGUGGAGGAUCAUCUAGCAGUUCCUUCGGCAGUGGAGGAUCCCUUGGCGGCAGACCAUCAGGAGGAACUUUCGGGUCAGCCGUUGGUGGAAUUUCGAGCAGUUAUCUGCCUCCCUCUCCAGGAUCCGGUGGAGCAGGCUCAAGCGGAGGAUAUGGUGGCGGCUCCUUCGGCGGUGGAUCAAGUGGAGGAUCCUUUGGAGGUGGGUCGUCGGGUAAUCCCUUUGGUAGCAAGCCAUCAGGGGGAUCUUCUGGUGGUGGAUCGAGUGCUGGUCUUGGGACUUUCCUGCCUCCUUCCAAAAGACCCGUUGGCACUGGAUCAGGUGGAGGAUCCUCCGGUGGUGGAUCAAGUGGAGCUUCCUUCGGCGGUGGAUCAAGUGGAGUUUCCUUCGGCGGUGGAUCAACUGGAGGAUCCUUCGGCGGUGAAUCAAGUGAAGGAUCCUCCGGCGGUGGAUCAUUUGGCGGUUCUUUCGGCGGUGGAUCAAGCGGAGGAUCCUUCGGCGGUGGGUCAAGUGGAGGAUCCUUCGGCGGUGGGUCAAGUGGAGGAUCUUUUGGUGGUGGAUCAAGUGGAGGAUCCUUUGGUGGUGGAUCAAGUGGAGGAUCCUUUGGUGGUGGAUCAAGUGGAGGAUCCUUCGGUGGUGUCCUUUCUGGCAGUUUCCUUCCGCCUUCCACAUCUUUUAGUGGUGGAUCCUCUGGUGGUGGAUCAGCUGGGAGUUCAUCUGGUGGAUCCUUCGGAACCGGCUCAUUUGGAGGAUCUUUCGGAAGUGGAACACCUAGUGGCUCCGGUGGAUCUGGAAGUGGAUCAGGUGGUUCUGAAAUCUCUAGCAGUUACCUUCCUCCUGCGGGGAGAUAAAACAUUGAAUGUUAUUUUUUUUUCUUACGUUUAUGUCUAAUGUUUGAUUUCCACAUUUUUAUUAGAAUAUUUCUUACAAAAAACAUGUCACACAUUAACAAACUAUUUGUUAAUAAAGGUAUAUUCAAUAUUAACAGACUAUUUGAUAUCAAAUAAGGACACAUUUUACAUUUAAAAGACUAAUUAAUGUGAAAAAAACGAAGCCGCUCGUCCAGACGGUCCGAGACAGACAAUAAAUGCCAAACGCUC
Messenger RNA from Penaeus monodon (black tiger shrimp), 1363 nucleotides. RefSeq names its product keratin, type I cytoskeletal 9-like. The record is from RefSeq and is a predicted model, not a curated record. Lineage: Eukaryota; Metazoa; Arthropoda; Malacostraca; Decapoda; Penaeidae. The coding region runs from base 62 to 1114 and encodes 350 amino acids. The transcript is spliced from 2 exons.